GUUCCCCUGGUCUCUGGUCCUGCUGGCCGUCGCUGCAGCUCUCUUCACCUACAUCGCCCUGCUACUGGUGUUGGCGGUGUGUCUGCUGUCUGAAGGUCAAAGGUUAUACCUCCACUGGAGCCACAAGACCGGCAUCAUGGUGACGCUGGUGUUCUCCGUCACGGCCACUGGGAUCCUGUCUGACCUCUGGAGCAAAGAGUGGAAAACUCUCCAGCUGUCCCUGCAGGUGACGGCUCCUUUCCUCCAUGUGGCUGCGGUCUCGCUCAUGGCCGUUCUCUCCUGGCCGACGGCGUUGCACUUUUUUCGUAUGAACAAGAAAGUCCGUCAGGUCGUGGUUCUGGCUCUCUACCUGUCCGUGUUGUUCUCGCUCUACCUGGUUCCCCUUGGCAUGUACUCGCCCUGCAUCAAGGAGGCGGGAACUCUGGGACCAGCGCCCACUCUCAUUGGUCACAGAGGAGCUCCAAUGCUCGCUCCAGAAAAUACCUUGAUGUCUUUUGAAAAGGCCGUUGAAUCAGGAGGAGGCGGCCUGGAGACGGACGUCACAAUAAGUUAUGACGGCGUUCCCUUCCUGAUGCACGACUCCACGCUGAGGAGGACCACCAACGUCGCCGAGGUUUUCCCCAAUCGGACGCACCUGGACGCCGCCAUGUUCACCUGGGCCGAGAUUCAGCAGCUGAACGCCGGCAGCUGGUUCCUGCUGAGGGAUCCGUUUGGAACCGCAUCGAGCCUUUCUGAGACGGAUCGCUCUCAGGCCCAGAACCAGUCCGUUCCCUCCUUGGCCCAGUUCCUGGAGGUGGCGGCCGCCAGCGGCAAACUGGUGCUGUUUGACCUGCGCAGGCCACCGUACGGACAUCCCUACAGACGCUCCUACAUCAACACAACUCUGCAGGUCAUCCAGGCCCACAUCAACUCCUCACAGGUGCUGUGGCUGCCGUCUGAAGACCGGGCUCUGGUUUCCGGUCUGGACCCGGCGCUGCAGCAGACCUCUGGACUGAAGGCUUCCAUCCAGGAGCUGACGGACGACGGCAUCAGCUGGCUGAACCUGCACUACAGCACCAUGUCGCAGCAGCAGAUCUGUAAGCUCCAGUCGGUGAACAUCAGCACCAACCUGUACGUGAUCAGCCAGCCGUGGCUCUACGCUCUGGCCUGGUGCGCCGGCGCUCAGUCCGUCACCACCAACUCCGUCCACAUCCUGUCCAGCAUCAACCAGCCGCUCUUCCUCAUGACUCCAGAGGAAUACACCCUGAUGUGGAUCCUGACCGACUUCGUCUCCGCCUUCCUCAUCUUCGCCAUUUUCACGUUCCACUGGUGGAGAGAGCGCGGUUUGCCCUUCGUGUCCGGCAGCCGGCACACCAACGACAACGGACCGUACAGCAAGUUCAGAACCGACUCCUCAGAGGUCAUCUGUGUCGGCUGGAGCUCUCUGCACUCUGACCCCCCGCUGCAGCUCAUAUCUCCCUCCCCCUGACCUUCAACCCAUGACCCCUGCAUGCCAUGUCAUCCUUUCACUAGCUGAGCGAUGUUUGGUCCAUCUCCAGUGUCAACGUGCGACCCGACCUGCGGAGCUCUCCCAGUUCUCCCAGUGGCCCCCACCUGCCCACCAUUACAGAGGAGUGACUGGAGAGUCUGG
This is a messenger RNA of Xiphophorus hellerii (green swordtail), 1630 nucleotides long. It is a transcript of the gene gdpd4a, whose product is annotated as glycerophosphodiester phosphodiesterase domain containing 4a. Lineage: Eukaryota; Metazoa; Chordata; Actinopteri; Cyprinodontiformes; Poeciliidae. Gene Ontology annotation, cellular component: membrane. The transcript has 14 exons. Gene Ontology annotation, biological process: lipid metabolic process. The record is from RefSeq and is a predicted model, not a curated record. The coding region runs from base 137 to 1468 and encodes 443 amino acids. Gene Ontology annotation, molecular function: glycerophosphodiester phosphodiesterase activity.